AUGUCUGCAAGCAAGAACGGUACGCCGCCUCCGGCGACCAGCCAUACAGUCGUGUAUAACCAGAAGAACUUGUCCAUCCGGAUUGGCAUGCGGGAUGGCGUCACGGGUGAAUUCAAGCUCGUGCCAAGGGAGCAGGCAGUAGUGUCAGUGUUUGACUCCAAUUUCUUGGUGGGCGACGGGAUAUGGGAGGGCAUCCGCGCGGUCCGAGGCCGCGUGCAGUUCGCACGCGAUCAUAUUAACCGCCUCUUCCAGUCGGCUAAGGCCAUGUACAUGGAGCUCGGCCUGACAAAGGGCCAGCUUCUCGGCCUGAUUCACCAGACCCUCGAUGCCAACGACAUGGCCGACGAGCCGCACGUGCACAUCCGGCUGGUGGUGUCCCGGGGCCUGAAGAGCACACCCUACCAGAACCCGCACGUCAACAUUGGCCUGCCCCUGAUUGUCAUCAUCCCCGAGAUCAAGGCCGUCGACACCGCCGCGAAGGCCCGCGGGCUGAAGCUCGGGACGACCUGGGUGCGCCGCGGGCCGCCGGACGUCAAGGACGAGGCGUGGAACCACAUCUCCAAGGCCACGGACGUGCAGGCGUGCAUCAGCGCCAACAUGAUGGGCGUCGACGAGGCGCUGAUGCUGGACCUGCGGGGCUUCGUCAAGACGUGCAACUCAGUCAACUUCUUCAUCGUCCGCAACGGGUGCGAGGUCUGGGCGCCGACCAAGGACAACCAGAUGCAAGGGAUCACGCGGCAGAAGACCAUUGACGUGUGCCGGGCCGCGGGGCUGACGGUGCGGGAGCUGGACUUUACCUUGACCGAGGUGUACGGCGCUGACGAGGCGUUCUGUACCGGAACGUUUCCCUCGCAGCUGCAUGUCACGAAUGUGGAUGGACGGGUGAUUGGCGAUGGGAAGAGGGGGAGGGUUACGGAGUUUAUCCAAAAGCUAUAUGCUGAAGAGGUGGAGAGAGAUACAGGCAGGACCAGGGACGAGAUUAUAGCCGAGGUCGAGGCGCCGAGGGACAUGAGCCGAUUGGAGGCCCUCCUGGCCAAGGCUGGGACCUCGGAUGAGACAAACUAG
Molecule: messenger RNA, 1065 nt
Organism: Microdochium trichocladiopsis
Lineage: Eukaryota; Fungi; Ascomycota; Sordariomycetes; Xylariales; Microdochiaceae
Product: aminotransferase class IV
Exons: 3
Coding region: 1-1065 (354 amino acids)
Biological process (GO): carboxylic acid metabolic process
Molecular function (GO): catalytic activity
Source: RefSeq, a predicted model, not a curated record